Molecule: messenger RNA, 311 nt
Organism: Cladocopium goreaui
Lineage: Eukaryota; Dinophyceae; Suessiales; Symbiodiniaceae
Source: the annotation of a GenBank genome assembly
GUCUGGUUCUGAAAUGCCUUGAUGGUUUGGAUUGGGAGCUGCAAGACACCGAGGAUGCCUUGUCGGUGACUGUGACUUUCACCCACGAGCUUUGGUUGGGCCUUUGCGGGGUUUCUGGCACUGGCACUGCAUUCAAAGAAGCUGUGAGCUUCGAACUUGCUGAGGAAGAGUUGCGGGUGCUACAUGCGGGUUCUGUGGUGCUGGAUCUGCGGCUACCUGCAACAGUUGAUGCCCCAAAUGCUGCAGCCAGCGUCAGCAGCCGCAAGAUGCGGGUGGCAGUGAAGGCCCCAAAGAUAUCCAAAGCCACGUGA